UCCGUCGUCGAUUCCCUUCCGCCCGUCGCAAGAGGGGAAGGCUUUUUCUGGGGCGCUUUCACCUUGUAGGAAGAGCCUCAAGGGGGAGAUGCUCUUUUUUGGCGGGACAUGGCAGGGCUGAUCAAUUUCGAGGAUGAGGAGGAGGUGAAGGGCUACCUGGAGAACUUGGGCGUCGAGUACAGCUUCCAGUGCUACAAGGAGAAGGAUCCUGACGGUUGUCACCGUCUGGCAGAAUACCUAGAGGGAGUGAAGAAAAACUUUGAGGGAGCUGCUAAAGUGCUAAAGCAGAAUUGUGAAACUAAUUCACACAGUGAAAGCUGCUACAAACUUGGAGCUUACUAUGUGACUGGAAAAGGUGGCCUCCCUUUAGACCUGAAAACUGCAUACAAUUGCUUUUUGAAAUCUUGUGAGAAAGGAGGAAAGAGAUCCAGAGAUGCUUGUCACAAUGCUGGAUUGCUGGUACAUGAUGGACGGGUGAAUGAUGAUGAGAAGCCCAAUGAACCUCUUGCCAGGGACUAUUACAGUAAAGCUUGUGAUGCAGGUUUUGCACCCAGCUGUUUUAACCUUAGUACAAUAUAUCUUCAAGGAGUCCCUGGGAUAGCAAAAGACAUGAACCAGGCCCUGAAGUAUUCUCUUAAAGCAUGCGAUUUGGGCCACGUAUGGGCAUGUGCUAAUGCUAGCCGAAUGUAUAAACUGGGAGAUGGAGUUGAGAAGAAUGAUGCCAAGGCAGAAACCCUAAAGAAUAGAGCAAAAGACUUGCACAGAGAACAACAGAUACCUGGAAGAUCUUUAACAUUUGGAGAGUAAGCCAAGUCCAGCGAUCUACAACAUUCACAAGAAGUAGAUGUUAUUAAGUGGUGCAAAAAAAAAAUUGGUCUACAGAUCCGCUUCAUUGUACACACUGAAGAUGUAUUUGUGAGAACAAGUUUUUUAAUAGCCUGUACAAAUGAUUUUGUAACAAGAUAAAAGCCAUAUACAUUUUGGGGUGUUGAUUUUGGGGGAGCAAAUUUAAUUAAUCUAAAAUAUGAAGUGUAAAAGUCAUAUUUCAAGCCAGACCAAAAAUGAUUGUUCACAUUAGAAUGUGUUUUUUUCAAUGUGUUGAACAACCAAAUCCAGAAAAUGUAUGCAAAGCAAUGAAACCUAUUUUCUCAGUAGAGCAAUUCCCUUUUGCAGCACAGCCCUCUAUUUACUUCCAGCAAGCAGAGAAGUAGGGAGGGGAAGGAGGCAAGGAGAAAGAAAAUGCUGCUGUCGUAUAGACUUCUAACCGCAGAGGUGGGACUCAUGCUGCCUUCUAGCUUUGUCAUCAUUGCCUACUAGGUAGAACUGCUGAGAGUUAGUUCAACAACACCUAGGAGGUCAGAUGUUUUCAAACCCCUCUUAACAGGGAUGUUGAAAUCAAUGGAACUUAACUUUUGAAUAGGCUUGCACAGAAUCAUGCAUAUAAGAUCCUGCUGUAUGCAAAUACUUGUAAUUGCUGUACAGUAUCGUUACAUGCAAUGAAUUAAAAUGAUUUUCUGAUUAUACAAA
Anolis sagrei ordinatus is the source of this 1527-nucleotide messenger RNA. RefSeq names its product cytochrome c oxidase assembly factor 7 (gene COA7). Gene Ontology annotation, cellular component: mitochondrial intermembrane space. NCBI's taxonomy places the organism in Eukaryota, Metazoa, Chordata, Lepidosauria, Squamata, Anolidae. Gene Ontology annotation, molecular function: protein binding. The record is from RefSeq and is a predicted model, not a curated record.